Messenger RNA from Xenopus laevis (African clawed frog), 1553 nucleotides. RefSeq names its product CD36 molecule L homeolog (gene cd36.L). Gene Ontology annotation, molecular function: low-density lipoprotein particle receptor activity; scavenger receptor activity; low-density lipoprotein particle binding. NCBI's taxonomy places the organism in Eukaryota, Metazoa, Chordata, Amphibia, Anura, Pipidae. The record is from RefSeq and is a predicted model, not a curated record. The transcript is spliced from 13 exons. Gene Ontology annotation, biological process: lipoprotein transport; long-chain fatty acid import into cell; amyloid-beta clearance by cellular catabolic process. Bases 123 to 1529 code for a protein of 468 amino acids. Gene Ontology annotation, cellular component: apical plasma membrane; caveola; plasma membrane.
AGAACAUUUAAGAGACUUCAUUAGCCGUACCCAGCACAGAAUAUCAUCACUGUAAGAGCAAGCAGAGCGUUUGCCCUCUCUCUUACACGACUUGGUGCAGUGAAACCAGCAGCUACUGUACAAUGUGCUGCAGCACAAAAUGCUGGUUAAUUGCUGGUUCUGUCAUUGGAGGACUGUUGGCUAUUCUAGGUGGAAUCCUGUUUCCUGUAGGGGAUAUCAUUAUCAAUAAGGAGAUUGAUACGGAAGCAGUAAUUGAAGAAGGAACCAUUGCCUAUGCAAACUGGAUAGAGACAGGAAGCCCCGUCUACAGGCAUUUUUGGAUAUAUCAUGUCACAAACCCUGAUGAGGUACUGAAUGGAGGAAGACCAGCACUUGAGCAAAAAGGCCCGUACAUCUAUCGUGUCCGAUUUCUUCCUAAAGAAAACAUUACACAACAUCAGAACUAUACGGUCUCAUAUUGGCAGCCAAAUGGAGCCAUCUUUCAAAGAGAGGGGUCGUAUGGUUCAGAAGAGGACACAUACACUGUUCUGAAUCUCGCUGUUGCUGCGGCACCUGCUAUGUUCCCGAAUCUUCAAGUAAUUUUGAAUAGCAUUAUUAAAUCUUCGAAUUCAUCCUUGUUCCAAGUCAGAAGUGUAAAAGAGCUGUUAUGGGGCUAUAAAGAUCCAUUUUUAGAAAAGAUUCCAGUUGCUUCCCUUGAUAAAACCACUGGACUGUUCUAUCCGAAUAAUGGAACAGCUGAUGGUAUUUUUAAUGUUUACAAUGGAAAAGGUGGCAUAAGUAAAGUUGCAAUUAUUGACAGAUAUAAGGGAGAAAGCUCACUUCCAUACUGGAAUGAUACCUAUUGUGACAUGAUCAAUGGUACAGAUGCAGCUUCAUUUCCUCCUUCUGUUGAAAAAGAUAAAAAACUCUACUUCUUUUCUUCUGAAAUAUGUAGAUCUAUUUAUGGAGUAUUUGAGAAAGAGUAUAUGCUGAAAGGAAUAAAGCUGUAUCGGUUUGUGGUACCAGAUGAUGCACUUGCGUCACCUACAAAAAAUCCAGAUAACCACUGUUAUUGCAAAGAUUUUGAGCUUUUUAGAAAUUGCACUGCUGCUGGUGUUCUGGAUCUCAGUAACUGCCAAGGGGGAAAGCCAAUUUUCCUUUCUCUUCCGCAUUUUCUGUAUGCAAGUGACUACUUGCUUAAUUCUGUGAGUGGCCUAAAGCCCAGCAAAGAAGAACAUGAGACCUUCGUAGAUGUUGAACCAAUAACUGGAUUUACAAUGCAUUUCGCCAAAAGGCUUCAGGUCAAUGUAAUGUUUAAACCUACAGACAAAAUAGAUGUGAUGUCUAAGCUCCAAUCAGAGUUUGUGUUCCCUGUUGCAUGGCUAAAUGAGACUGCACUUAUUGGGGAUGAUUCUGCAAACAUGUUUAAAUCCAGUGUAACUACCCCCAUGAAGGUGCUAGAGGUAUUGCGGAUAUUGUUUAUUUGUCUUGGGUCGGUCACUUUUCUCGCCUGCUCUAUUACUCUGUGUGUGAGAGGCUCCAAAAAGUAAACAUGCAAGUCAGAAGGACAGCCA